Molecule: messenger RNA, 4934 nt
Organism: Teleopsis dalmanni
Lineage: Eukaryota; Metazoa; Arthropoda; Insecta; Diptera; Diopsidae
Exons: 8
Coding region: 33-4865 (1610 amino acids)
Biological process (GO): meiotic sister chromatid cohesion, centromeric; tRNA processing; protein phosphorylation
Cellular component (GO): mitochondrion
Molecular function (GO): ATP binding; protein binding; protein kinase activity
Source: RefSeq, a predicted model, not a curated record
UAAAUAAUAGAUAGGAUUAUUUUGGAACUAAAAUGAAUAGCUUAAAAUUUCUAAAUUUCAAAACGACAAUAAAAUUCUGUAAUGAGAGAAGUGCAUUACUUCAGUCAAUACGAAGAGGUGGAGUGUUCAAGCGAUCGCCUGCUUUAAAGUUGCAAGCUGCUGCGCUGCAAGAUUUGUAUACGAAUUUUUUUGAUAACCGAACUGAACUGAGCGUAGAGGAGUGGCAAGAUGCUAAACAAGCACUUGUAAAUAAUAACAAAUAUAUAUCAUCAAAUAACGUAGAUGCUAUGAUGAUUGGUUUAUUUAAAUACGGACACCAGCUUCCAUUAGCCAAAGAUUACUUGAAGUACUUGAAGAAGAUCAAUGUUGAACCCAAUGUGGCAACCCUCGGGCGACUCUUACGAGUUUACAAUACAGCUUAUCAUGAACGAGGUGGUUCCAUUGAUUCGCUGACAACAGAAGAACAAAAUGAAAUUUUAUCAAUAUAUAAACACUUCAGAAGCAAGCAUGACGUGUUUGACACCACCACUUGUGAAAACCUUAUACAUGGGCUUGUGGCCACAGAGCGAUUUGGCGACUGUAAGGAGUUGAUUGAAAUGGCGAAACUUACAGCAGUGCCAACGGUAGCAGCGUAUUCCGAAGUAGCUGUCAAAGCUUUUAGCACAAAUGAUAUGUCAUAUGGUUGGCAAAUAUUGGAUGAGAUGGUCACAGCGGGCAAGCAGCCAAGAUGUGAAGUAUUCAUUGCUUACAUUGAACAAAUAACAAAGAAUUCAGACAAGAGUUUCCAGCAUGAAUUUGAGAAAUUGUUAGAGUUUUUUGGACAGCAUGAUAUCAUCAUAAGUGAGAAAGUAGUUGAUUACAUCACGAGCCUAGAGAACAAAAAUUUGCUUAGCAUUACAAAAUCUAAACUUAGCCGCUCGGGCAAAUGUAGAAACUGCAAUAAUCAAAUGGAAAAUAUUUCUGUCAGUGCUGCAGAUUUUGCUAAGCUUAGUAAUUCGUUUUUAAAUAAAGUUCUGAUUAGAAAUGAUGUUUUUCAAAAAUCGACGCCUCAGGAAGUUGACAGAUUUAAAGCAUUCGUUGCCGAAACCGCACCGUACGAUUGUGUCAUUGACGGACUCAAUGUUGCAUACUCAAUGGGUAUCAAGAAAUCCCCGGCUAUGUUGGCUAACUUGGUUACUAAUGUGGUGAAAUAUUUCAGUAGCCAAAACAAGCAUGUCCUGAUACUAGGCCGAAAGCAUAUGCAGAAUUGGUCAAAGACAUCCUGGAAUUACAUAUACAAAAAUGCUAGUGUGUUUCUAACAAAUAAUCUAACACAUGAUGAUCCAUUUUUAUUGUAUGCUACACUGAAGAGCGGCCACCACACUGAUUUCUUCUCGCGGGAUUUAAUGCGUACACACUCUUUUUUACUGGGGGCUGAACUGCGACCAAUUUUUAGACGUUGGCAACAGGAACACCAAUAUUCUUUAGUUACCCAAACUGAAAGUGGAAAAAUAAUAGUUAAGAAACAACUCUCUACAAUAUUGGAAACGUCAGAGCACGGCACUACUCAAGGAACACAUUCCACUGGUACAUCAACCAAAUCGACAAUAAGUUCGCCAGAUUUUGAGAACGAAAAUCAACCAAACACAGCAACACGGCCGCUUCACACAGACUUGGAAACGGUUUUCGAACGAUCUCAAGAAGUAUCUGGAACCAAUUCCAAGGAAAAUAUUUUAUUGUCAAAUGUGAAUUUAGACACUAAAAGCAUUUCAUCAACAACAACAACAAAUAAGCACCCCGCAAUUGAAAACAUCGACUAUAAGCAAUCAAAAUACUCACCAAGCAAGGUACCAACAACACCUGCUGCAACAAGACUUCAUAACUUAAGAAGUAAUGUGUCCGUGCUUGACGAGUUUGCGGAAGAGUGCGAAAUCAAAGAAGCAGGCAAUUUCUCCAGAUUGAUGCAAUGUGAAGACACAGCACCGAAUAUUGCGAUGCGUACGGUGCGUUUCCAAGAUGACAAAACGGAAACUGUACCUACGUUGUUGGUAUCAGCACCGAACCGAGUUCAAUUUCAAGAAGACAAAACUGAAACUAUCUCUAAAAUGUUGAUUCAACCUGUCGCUACUGAUCAGAAACCAGAAGAAGAUAAGCUAAAUAAUUCAUUACAAAUGAUAUUCUUACCUCCCAAACCGAUACGAUUUGAAGACGAGUACACCGAAACCAUGCCUAAAUUAAUGUUUAAAUCGCAUGAUACCAACAACGCUAGCAUUGAUGAUUCAUUUCAGUUUUUCGUUAAAACACCUCCGGCCAUUGAAAAAUCGUUAGUAAAACAAAAUCAACAACUUGGAAUUACAAAACAAAUCUCUACCGUAAAACAUCCAUCCCCCUUGGUUCCAAAAUCGAAACGAUUUUGCGAUAUUGACACACCUGAGGUACAAACUAAUUUAAUGUUUGCUCAAAAGCCCAAGGAGAACACGAAAAAAACUAUGCUGCUAUUUGAGGAUGAAAUAAGUGAUAAAAGCAUGAAAUUACCUAAAGAUGCACUCCUCUCCUUUCGAAAAUCGUCCAAUAUAUCAUCAAAAAAUAUUUUAGAAGACUCAUUCCUACCUGACUUUUCUAUAAUUGCGGAAACACAGCCGAAGUUAGUUCAAAACAAGGAUAAACUGCUAAUUGGAUCAAGUCAUCGAACUGAAAUAACUAAACCUGAACAAGACGAUUCUCUUUUAUCCAACCUUUCAUUUAUUUCAGAAACACAACCAACAGCAAAUCCACAAAAGGAAAACACAAAAAACGAAAAAUCAGAAGCAGCCAAUUUAACAGGAGCUACAACGAAUAUAUCAGUUAAAAGAAUUGGUGCAAACAUCAGUGCAAACCAACACCAAGUGGACAACACAAAUCGGAAACAUGAAACAAUUGUUUCUGGAGAUUCUUUCAUGCACGACUUUUCCAUCGGGGAUAAUAGACCAUUACAAGUCUCUACAAAGUCUCAGAAUAUAUCGAAUUCAUUCUUCCAUUUAAACAAAUCAGAAACGAAAGACUCGAAUGCAAGCUCAUUUAUUAAACCGAAAUCACAGCUUCAGUUCCGAAAUACACAAAAUAAUACUCAUGAAAUGCAGGAUUUGUCAGUAGUUUUAAACUCUCAGCCACAGAAAGAAAACCUCAAAGCCUUCAGCUCUGGAGGUAGUACGUUGAAAUUUUUGAGCAAACCUUCACCAAAAGUUCCGACAAAAACAAAUUACGAAAACUCCCAGAGUAAUUUAAAUUUUUUAGAAAAACCUAAGACAGAUCUUAAUUCAGAGUGUAAGGAACCACAAAAACAAACUUCAAAAAAUAGUGAUUUGGAUGAUUUUUUCGAGCUGAACGCAGAAACUGCAUUAUUCUCAACGAAUAUAAGCUUAAUUAAAAACUCUACUUUGGUUUCGAAUUAUCCGCAAAAGACUACACUAGAACAAACUCAUGAGAUUAGAAGGCAAGUAACGCAAGACUGCAAAAAAUCUAAGCAGAGCUUUUUAAAGCAACCGUCAUCAUUUGUACAAGAUACAGUUGGCAAUAGAUCGAAUUUAAACGCAACAGAAAAAUCCCCAGCGGAAAAGCAUCGGACAUCGACUGCAUCCACAAAUAAACCUGCUACAAAUUACGAAAACGCCGCUAGCGCUUUGGGAAUAGGUGACUAUUUCAAUAAGGAGAAACUCAACUUAAGUAAUGAAUAUGACGAUGAAAUGAGUAUUUACUUCAAGAAUACACCCAGAACUCCCAAAAAUACCGUACAUGUAUGGAGAGAUUCUUUGGAUAAGUCUGAUAAUAAUUCCUUUGUACACCGGCAAUGCGAUCUAAAUCAAACCAAUCAGCUGGUGGAAAGGUUUUGUGUAGAUCCGAAUGUUAAUCCUUUUAAUGUGGAAUUAAUAAACGCUUUUCUAGAUCAAAUUGAUUUAAUAACGUUUUUAAAAGACUUGCAAACUUGUAGAAUGGUAGGUUGUGUCCCCUGCAUAAAACCAAACACAACGAUUGAAAUCAAUGGCGUUCAUUUUCAAAUUUCGAAACUUAUCGGUGAAGGAGCAUAUGGCGCUGUGUAUAAGGGUAUUGACACUAAAACUGGUGAUAAAUAUGCGCUUAAACAGGAACGGCCACCAAACUACUGGGAAUAUUAUAUUUGCUUGGAGCUACAAAGUCGUAUUACAUCAGAAAAUAUGUUAAAUGCGUACAUGAAGAUUGAAUUUUCUCUAAUCGGCAAUAACUCAAGUGUAUUAGUAUCCAAAUUUUCGGACUAUGGUUCACUGAUAAAUGUUUGCAAUAAAGUUAAAAAGUCAACUAUGAAAAAUGUGGACGAGUAUGUAGUGAUGUACCUGACAUGUGAACUUUUGGAAAUCAUGGAUCACCUGCACGCUGCUAACAUCAUCCACGCAGAUAUUAAACCUGAUAAUAUACUGUUAAUGAAUAAGUUGACAUAUCCAGCGAAGCAAUGUUGCCUGCAACUGAUCGACUUUGGUGUUUCGAUCGAUAUGCAGCUUUUUAAACCUGGGCAGACAUUCAGUUAUGUGCACAAUAAUAAUGCAUUCAAUUGUGUGGAAAUGCGUGACAAACGUCCAUGGACUUAUCAAUUGGAUUUGUAUGGCUUAGCGGGAGUGAUACAUGUAUUGCUCUUUGGUAAAUAUAUGGAAGUAGAAAAACGAUCCGAUUAUAUCUGGAUGCAUAAAACGCAUGUGCCGCGUUAUUUCAAUAAAAUCUUAUGGGAAACUAUCUUCAGGGAACUGCUGAACGUGCGCGAUUGCAACUCAAUGCCUAACUUGCAACAAUUACGUGCAAUUAUUAAGAGGGAAAUAAUAGAAAAGGAGAAGUUUGUUAUCAAUAAAAUAGCAGAGUUCAACAAAGCAUUAUCUUCAUAAAAUUUAAAACCGUACAUAUAUUAAUAUAAUUUAUUAUUUUCAUUAAUUAAUCAUUUAUAGAUUUUUGCA